Messenger RNA from Nematostella vectensis (starlet sea anemone), 4069 nucleotides. RefSeq names its product ATP-binding cassette sub-family B member 6. Bases 484 to 3126 code for a protein of 880 amino acids. Gene Ontology annotation, biological process: heme transport; transmembrane transport. Gene Ontology annotation, molecular function: ATP binding; ABC-type heme transporter activity; heme binding. The transcript is spliced from 22 exons. The record is from RefSeq and is a predicted model, not a curated record. Lineage: Eukaryota; Metazoa; Cnidaria; Anthozoa; Actiniaria; Edwardsiidae. Gene Ontology annotation, cellular component: membrane.
UCACAGUCCACCAAAGCGUGAAGCGCUUACUCAUUCUGUGUGUGUAUUAUUCGGGGUGACACAGACGUUCUCUUUGAUUUGACGGAAUUUUAAUUAUAUAAAAAGCAGAAACAACAAAACACUGUAAAGACGGGAUAUCUGGUAAAGGCUUCACUGGCCCACCCCCUUUCCUCGACGGAUCCUUGACGGAUCCUUGUGGGUCCUUGAAUAAAAGAAUAAAUGCCAUUUAUAUUAUGUCUUCCUGCACACAAGCGUCGGAGUAAACGCAAUAAUUCGAGCAGAGCUUGGGUGGCAAGAUGAUGAGUGAAGUGAGUGGCCUGCUAUGAUCUCUGUCGACAAAACGAGCAAAAGAUUAAAGAGCAUUUCUAUUAAUGCAACGAAUUAUAGCUCCACUAAUGACUAUCAACAACCGCAACGACAGUCUCCCUACACACAAGCGUCGGAGUAAACGCGUAAUUUGGGAGCCGAGCUUGCGUGAAAAGGAUGUCUAUCUGUAAAACCUAUUGCGAGUUUGGAGAGAGCCUCAUUAAAGGAGUAUCAAAAGAUGAUGGCAUGCCAAGAUGUAUCAUGUUCACCUACCCACCAGCAAUUUUAUUGGCAUUGAUCUUGAUUUUGUUAUUGGCCCAACUGUACAAGAAACAAAGGAAUUAUAAAAAUGUCUACUCACGGUUCAAUUCUGGUGAAGAUUACGAGAAAGGGGAUUCCAUUAACCAAGCAGCAAAUAAUGGAAACUUUCUGAACACUGCUGUUUCAAAUCCAGCAAAAUUUGUCCAUGGAGAAGGCCAGAAAUCAUUUUUCUUUACUUAUCAACAAUUUCUGCAUCUUUGUCUGCUGCUUGUUCCAGUAAUUGACAUCAUUACUAAAGCAUCAUUGGAAAAGACACGCAUCCAAGGUGUUGCUGUGUUUUAUACCAUUUCCAGUUUUUUCACCUGGACGGUUGCAUUGGUGGUAGUUCGGGCAGAAAGUUUAAAAUUCUAUAAGCUUAGGGUGACUACACACUCUGUAGGACUGCUUCUUUUUUGGACAUUGGCAUUUAUAAACGAAAAUCUUUCUUUCAUUUCCUGGCAUAACAAAAACUGGUGGUUUAUUGAGCGCAAUUCUUCCACUAAGAAAGCAGAGUUUGGCUUGUUUCUUGCUAGGUAUAUAGCUGUUGCACAGUUGUUUUUGCUAGGGUUAAAGGCACCAGGACUCUACAAACAAGAACCGCUCCCAGUUACUGUAAAUGAAGAGGAUGGGACAUUUGAAGGCUCCAGUGUGGUCAGAGAUCGACGUGGACAGUCACCUUUCAAAGAUUUCUGGAGAAAGACCAUGAUACUCUGGCCAUUCAUGUGGCCAAAAGAUAGAUUCUUGCAGCUCAAAGUGGUUAUUUGCUUCAUCUUGCUGGCAAUGGGGCGUGCUGUCAAUGUUCUUGUGCCCUACACAUACAAACUCAUUGUGAACAGACUGACCGGGGAUAAUAAUCAGGUCAUCACUGACCCAUUGAAGCUCAUUGCUCUCUAUGUAUUCCUGCGGUUCUUGAGUGGAGGAGGAACUGGUGGAAUGGGCCUAUUAAACAACAUCCGUUCAUUCCUGUGGAUAACCAUUCAGCAGUUCACAAGCCGCACUUUACAGGUCAAACUGUUUGAGCAUUUGCACAGCCUGUCUUUGAGGUGGCACAUCACUCGCAAAACAGGAGAAGUGGUAACCAUGGUUAAUCGAGGUGCUACAAGUAUAUACAAUCUGCUCAGCUACAUCCUGUUUAGUGUUGUGCCAACAAUCGUGGAUAUCGUCAUUGCUAUUGUGUACUUCAUUGCUGCUUUCAAUGGCUGGUUUGGGCUGAUUGUCUUUUUGACAAUGGCACUUUACCUAAUUGUGACCAUUGUUUUGACUGAAUGGAGAACAAGUUUCCGCCGCUCCAUGAAUGUGAAAGAUAAUGAUGCCAAAGCCAAAGCAGUUGAUUCUCUUCUGAAUUUUGAGACAGUGAAGUAUUAUUCAGGAGAGGCCUUUGAGGUCAACAGACUAAAUCAGCUUAUCCUUGGCUACCAGGAUUCAGAGUGGCAGGUUCUAGGCUCACUAGCUGUACUCAACACUGUCCAGAAUGUCAUUAUAACGUCUGGCCUGCUUGCUGGCGCUAUGUAUUGUGGCUACUUGGUGCAGAAUGGUACUCUUGGGGUUGGAGAUUUUGUUCUCUAUGUUACAUACAUUGUACAGUUGUAUGUGCCCCUCAAUUUCUUUGGAACCUACUACCGAAUGAUACAGCAAAGUUUCAUUGACAUGGAAAAUAUGUUUGACCUGUUUGGCCAGAAGAGAGAGGUGGUUGAUGUCCCUAAUGCUCCUGCUCUGACCGUCACCAAUGGACUGAUUGAGUUCCGGAAUGUUUCCUUUUCAUAUGAUCAAAGAAAGCCUGUGCUGAAGAACAUCUCAUUCACCGUGUUCCCAGGGCAGACCCUAGCACUGGUUGGUAACUCAGGUGGCGGCAAAAGUACAAUCAUACGUCUGCUGUACAGAUUUUAUGAUGUGGGCAGCGGUUGUAUUAGCAUUGAUGGUCAGGAUAUUUCUAAGGUUACAUCGAAGUCUCUUCGUCAGGUGAUAGGUGUCGUUCCCCAAGACACUGUCCUGUUUAAUAACGAUAUCAGGUUUAACGUGCGUUACGGGCGCCUGGAAGCUGACGACGCAGCCGUGGAGGAGGCCGCUCAAGCCGCAGACAUCCACAAUCGGAUUCUCACCUUCCCUGAAGGAUAUAGCAGUCUUGUUGGGGAGCGUGGUUUGAAACUGAGUGGUGGAGAAAAACAAAGAGUUGCGAUUGCAAGAACGGUACUCAAGAACCCCCCUGUAGUACUGCUAGACGAGGCAACGUCGGCGCUCGAUACCGAGACCGAGAGAAAUAUUCAAGCGUCCCUGAAUAACAUGUGCAUUAAUCGAACUACCAUCGUAGUCGCCCACAGGCUGUCAACUAUCGUAAACGCUGAUCAAAUCCUGGUUCUACACGAGGGAGAGAUCUUGGAGAAGGGAACGCACGAUGAGCUCCUCGCUGCCGGAGGUGUGUACGCAAACAUGUGGCAGCAACAAAUCCAGUCAGACGAGGAGGGAAAAGAUAAGCAGGAAAUUGAGGCGCAAGGCAGUACAGAGAAGGACAAAGAGGCGUAGCCAAGCGUAGGUAGUAGUGCUUAUCUUUUGUGCAGUUUUCUCGUCAUGUGACUUCACGCCGUUGUUGGUUGCUGUAGAAAGUAGCAGUCGAUACGUGAACAAUAGUAACCCAAGUAGUUUUUAGUGCUUUUAGUGUGAAAUUUGUUGGCUGAGACAGCUUAGCACUGGAAGUUUCAAAUGCGUGUGUACCUUGAUACAAGUGUUUAAUAAAGCUAGGCCCUAUAUAUAGCCCGGACCUUUAUACAAAAGCUAGGACCUGUAUAUAGCCCGGACCUUUAUACAAAAGCUAGGCCCUAUAUAUAGCCCGGACCUUUAUACAAAAGCUAGGUCCUGUAUGUAGACCUUUCAAAUAAGGUUACACUUAAUAAGAAUCAAUGUGUCGUAACCCGAAAUGCUUCAUGGAUAUAAAAACAAAACAUGAGAAAAAAAAACGUGAAUAGAAAUCUAGGUUUUCAAAGCUGUAUUUAUUCUUGCUUUUAUCCCUGUACACAUUGGCUUUCAGGGACCAGUAUUCUACUAUUCAGCGUGCUAUGACAAAUGGAUUCUUGAGUGCAAUGUUGUUUGAAAUAGGUGUAUACGCAGCAAGGCUGGCUGCUGUUAGAACUUAUGGCUAAUAUUGUAAGACUAGGUAAACGUGUUAUAGGUAGGCACGUGUUUUAAUGUUUAUUUCUGGGAUACCUGUGGGAGACUCCUUCAAGGCCAAAAUUUGACGUCCUUUAGACACUCAGGAAUAAGGUUAGGGUAAUUACAUUAAUUUCUUAUGUGUAUUUUGGUGGGAAAAACGGGUGAUAUUGUCUACCAGAGAAUGCUAGAGUUCUCGUGAUGAGACCCAAAAUAUAUUGUGGCAAAUAAUAUGCGGGUUUAUUGGAAUAAUGAAUGAAACAAUGAUAUGUAUUUACUUAUUACAAUACUUACUGCUACUAAAUUAAAAGUAGAGAGUUUG